Messenger RNA from Mucor velutinosus, 765 nucleotides. RefSeq lists its product as uncharacterized. Gene Ontology annotation, molecular function: protein kinase regulator activity. NCBI's taxonomy places the organism in Eukaryota, Fungi, Mucoromycota, Mucoromycetes, Mucorales, Mucoraceae. Gene Ontology annotation, cellular component: UTP-C complex; protein kinase CK2 complex; cytoplasm. Bases 1 to 765 code for a protein of 254 amino acids. The record is from RefSeq and is a predicted model, not a curated record. Gene Ontology annotation, biological process: regulation of transcription by RNA polymerase III. The transcript is spliced from 3 exons.
AUGAGUAGUGGUUCCGAGGACGAAUAUGCAAAAUACUGGAUUGAUUGGUUUCUAGAUACAAAAGGCAACGAAUACUUUUGUGAAGUUGAUGAAGAAUUCAUCCUCGACAGAUUCAACUUGACUGGACUAAGCGCCGAAGUUCCUCACUACUACUUGGAAGCACUAGACAUGAUCACAGAUAAUCUUGACGAGGAUGGGUUGGAUGAAAAAGUGAGAGAACAAAUCGAAAAAUCAGCUCGCCAUCUCUUUGGAAUGAUUCAUGCUCGCUUCGUUAUUACAAGCCGCGGUUUGAUGAAAAUGCUUGAUAAAUACAAGAGAGGCGAGUUUGGUCGUUGUCCUCGUGUACUCUGCAACAUGCAAUCAUUGCUACCUGUUGGCUUAUCCGAUAUUCCAAUGACAAAAACAGUGAAAUUAUACUGUCCUCGAUGCGAAGAUAUCUAUAACCCUAAAUCAUCCCGCCAUGGCGCAAUAGAUGGCGCUUAUUUUGGCACCUCAUUCCCUCACAUGUUGUUCCAAGUUCAUUCCAAUUAUCUGCCAACCAAGAACACAGAGAGAUAUGUACCCCGUAUCUUUGGCUUCAAAGUACAUGAUAUCGCAAAUCAACAAAGAUGGCAGGAUAAAGCUCGAGAAGAAUUUGAAAAGAAGAGAUUGGAAAAGCAACAGCAAAUGAACAAUAAUACUGGUACUACUAGACAGUUGAAGGCACUCGAGAAUAACACUAGCUUGAUUGAACCCAAUACCAAUACAAACGACAACAAGCAAUAA